Molecule: messenger RNA, 610 nt
Organism: Mytilus trossulus (common blue mussel)
Lineage: Eukaryota; Metazoa; Mollusca; Bivalvia; Mytilida; Mytilidae
Exons: 4
Coding region: 167-610 (147 amino acids)
Molecular function (GO): nucleic acid binding
Source: RefSeq, a predicted model, not a curated record
UUACACAAGAAAACUUGCAACCCUAAGAGACAUACAGGCCAGAAAGCGAAAAGCCGUAGCCAUUACAACUGAGGCCAAACUUCGUAGAAUUGCAUUGAAAGCCAGUCGCAAUCAGUCUAGUUCCACUUUUGAGGUACGGGAGGGGGUAUGUUACCAGUCCAAUACCAUGAUUGACACUGUGACUGAAGAUAGUGAUGAGAAAAUUUUGGAGAUUCCUGCCCCUAAAAACAAACCAGUAGAGAAUGACAGUAAACCUGAUAUAUCAACAAUGACACAUAUUUACUUUGACAUUGAAGCUACAGGAUUAGGUAGAACUUCACAUUUAACGCAGAUAUCAGCAAGGAGAGGUCUGGAAACAUUUUCUAAGUACAUUCUACCAGCCCGUGAAAUAACACCUAAAGCAGCUGAGGUUACAGGAUUGACAUUCCAAAAUUGUUCUUUAUAUUUACUUGACAAAAUUGACCCUGCUGUUGGCAUGUUGGAUGAUAAAGUUGUAACUAAAAGAAUGGCAAAUUGUAUUGCCAAAAGUGGACUUAAUUUAAGUCAUUUACGACUUGCUUAUUCCAGAAAUGGUAGAACAGGUAUUAAAGUAAUCAGCAAAAAUUAUUGA